Lutra lutra (Eurasian river otter) is the source of this 1827-nucleotide messenger RNA. Its product is annotated as basic salivary proline-rich protein 2-like. The record is from RefSeq and is a predicted model, not a curated record. Bases 1 to 1827 code for a protein of 608 amino acids. NCBI's taxonomy places the organism in Eukaryota, Metazoa, Chordata, Mammalia, Carnivora, Mustelidae. The transcript is spliced from 3 exons.
AUGCGGCACCGAAAGUUUUAUGGAGGCCUGCUCACAAAGCCUCCCAGGUCCCGCCCCGAGCUCGCUGCCCUGCCCCGGCGCCGGCCGCAGCCUCCCGCCCUACCAGACCCUCCCAGGACGCGCUUCCUCCGGAGCCGGACCCCCGCCCUGGCCUCCCCGCGGGAUAAGGCGGGUCAGUUCUGUCCGCUUCUCGGCAGAGGUGACUCGCGCGGCGAUGUAAACACAGCGAGACCAGCUGCGCUCAGCCCAUCCCCCCCCCCCCACCCUGCCGGGGUCCGUAACCUCUUCCCUCAGUCCUGCCCCGCGCCCCGCGCUCCCCUCGGGCAGGCGAGCAGCGCGCCUUUCCCUUUCUCCAAGUCCCGCUUCCCGACCGUUGCCCGGGGGCACUUAGCCCCCUUCCCCAGCUCCCAGCCGUUGUCACCGCCACAGCCUCCGGAAAACCCUCGGCAAACCCCGGAGCAAACAACACAGGCGCGGGGCGGGGGUGCGGAGGGAGGAGGCGGCACUCGGGACAGCGAGGCUUUAUCACCGCGCCCUCCACGCUCCCUCCCACCAGCCUCGGCUGCUCGCGCUCUUACCUGCUCUCCGCGUCGCCUGGGAAGACCACAGCGUUGCUUUCCCUCCCGGCAGGGCCGCGGACUAGCACCGCCGGCGCCGUUGGCCGGGCGUCCCGAGGGAGCCGGGGCCUCCCCGGCAGCCCGAGCCGCUCCACUGGGAGAGGAGGAAACAAAACAGCGGCGAGCCGCCCCGCGCAGCGCCCCCCGCCCGCGCCGCCCCACCGAUCCCCAACCGCCGAAGCGACGGCGGCGACACAGAGCCCGGCGCGGGGAGCAAUGGUGGCCCCCGCCCUCGCCCCGCUCCCGGCCCCCUCCCUCCACCCCCCACCUCAGCUCCUCCCCCUCGGCCUCCAGCCGCCGCCACCAGGACACUCGAGUCCGCCUCCCCCACCCCGCCCGCUCGGAGCGCUCCUCCCCUCCCCACGCGGCGAGGGGGGGGCGGCACCGCCAGUCACCGCAGCGUCUGUCAAACCCGGGCCGGCUAUUUAUACCCCGCGGGGCCUCACCGCCGCCGGCCCCCACCGGCCCGCCAACCUGCCUCAGUGGCUCUCUCGACUCUUGCCCGCCCCUUAUCCCCCAACUUCUCCCAAACCCGCCUUCUCAGGUAAAGACUCUGGCCACUUGUCCCGCUCCCUGCUCGGGGCUCCCCCAUCCCACUCUCGGCUCCAACCCCAAACUGGUGCAGGGGCCCCAAGGCGCGGGCAGGCGCGUGGGGGUAGCGGGGCCGCGCGUGCACCUGCAGCGCCCGCCCGCCCCCUUCUCCCAGCUGGCCCGGACCGCACGCACACACCCUCGCCACUCUGCGAAGCCUCCCGCGGGCCCCGGCUGUCACUCCAUCCCCAGCUCUGGACUGCCUCCCUUCUCCAGGGACAGCUCCGCGCUCGGGCGUCCCGGUCGCUCCAGUCUCCACUCUACAGCGGUGAAAGGUGGGGGCGCGGGCGGGCCGGAGCGCGCCCCCGGCCCCGCCCCGGCCCCUCCCCGGUCGGUGACGCUCGUGGCGCACCGCCCCUCCAGCCUCGCGCCCUCUGCGCCGCCCGCUCCUCCUCCCCGCUCGCAGACGCCCGGCCUUGUACACCCGCGACCCCGCCCCAUUCCCAGAAAUUACCACCCGCCCAACGGCCGGGCCGCGCGGCGGUUGGUGCCCGCGUUUGCUGACGGUCGGGUGGCGGGGCUCAGCGCGCAGCUGCGGAGCGCGGCGGGCGGCCCCUUGGCGCUGCCCCCCGAACUGCGGGCGCCCGCACCGAGCCAUUGUCACUCUUCGCUCGGUUAG